AUGGACGACUCCGGCGCCGCUGAGGAACAGCCUCAACAGCCAAUUAAUACCAAUGAUGAGACGAGGAAGUCUCAAGCCAUGACUCCUUCAGCCCAGCCUUCCAAUCAUCCAUCGCCCCAACAGCAAGCCGGCCCCUCAGUGAACACUCCCGCCUCUGCUCCGGCUCCCGGACCGUCAACAUCAACACCGGGACCUCCCCCAUCCGACACAGGCGCCGACGCCGGUUCCGAGCCCGUCAACCCCCGAAAGCGCAAAAAGGCCUCAAGAGCCUGCGACUUCUGCCACGUAAAUCACCAACCCUGCGACAACGGCCAACCCAAAUGUUCCGUCUGCACCAGACACAACAAGCCCUGCCUCUACUUACGGCCCACCAAACGACGCGGUCCGCAAAAGGGUUACCGCACCGCUCUCAACACCUAUAGAGAGAGCGCCGCAGCAUGGGGUGCCGUAUUGGGAGCCAUCCCGGGACUAGAUGCCCUGAUCGAAGGCCAUCUGAGAGCGGCGGGCACCCAGGGGAAGCAGAUCAUUGCCAGUAUUAAAGACGCGAAUGCGCAGGAGGGGUUGAUUGCUAGGUGGCAGGGGAGUGGAGUUUUUAGAGCCUUUUUUGGGGCGAGGCCGGGGAUAGGAACGGGGGAAGGGAAUGGUGAGCAGGAGGGGACGCAGGGGGAGAGUCAAGAUGGAGGGAUAGAAGAUGAGGAGAUGGGUGGUAUGGCUGGGUCUCCGAGUGUUGUUGCUCAAGGAGUAAUGGGAGGAGUAGGAGGACAAGGAGGACAACUACCACCUGCAAAGAGGUUCGCUCGAGAAACGAAACAGAGGAGACAAGUAGCCAGGGAUUUGGCCCAGUUACAACAGCAGCAGCAGCAGCAGCAGCAGCAGCAACAGCAACAGCAGUCGGCCACGACGGGGAUAGGAGGAGGAAUAAGACGACAAUCGAUAUCCCCAACGGAAUCACCAGCGCCAUCAUUAUCGAUACCGCCGCCACCAUUAUUACAACAAGCAGCCACAACGACAGCAGCAGUCACAAUACCAGCCUCAGCAGCGGCAGCAUCAACGCCAGUAACCCGUCAUGGCCCCGGCAUAAGCAGUACGAUGACCACGCUCAACACCACCACAUCCAAGUUCACCAUACCCGAUUCCACCCUCUCAGAUAUCGUAGCCAAAGAUGCUGCUCAAUCCUCCUCCCGAGAAUCCCAAACCCUCCGCCCCCUCGGCUUCGCCCCCGACGAGACCAUAGCCGACUUUUACAGCAUGGGCUCGAAUCCCGAUCCCAUGACGCCCGCUAAUAACGCCAGCGCCAACAAUAGCUACAACAAUAACUACAACAAUAAUAACGGCGGCGGUGGGUACGGUAGUGGUAGGAAUGGUGGGAAUGGUGGGAAUGAUGGGUACGGUAGUGGUGGUGGUGGUGCUGGGGGUGGUGGUGAUGAUGACUUUCUGUUUGAUUCAGAGCAGAGGGCUUAUUAUGAGCUAUUGAUGGGGAGGAGUUUCUGA
Molecule: messenger RNA, 1491 nt
Organism: Sordaria macrospora k-hell
Lineage: Eukaryota; Fungi; Ascomycota; Sordariomycetes; Sordariales; Sordariaceae
Biological process (GO): regulation of DNA-templated transcription
Molecular function (GO): DNA-binding transcription factor activity, RNA polymerase II-specific; zinc ion binding
Source: RefSeq, a predicted model, not a curated record